Molecule: messenger RNA, 6651 nt
Organism: Camelus dromedarius (Arabian camel)
Lineage: Eukaryota; Metazoa; Chordata; Mammalia; Artiodactyla; Camelidae
Gene: PALM2AKAP2
Product: PALM2 and AKAP2 fusion
Exons: 13
Coding region: 75-4067 (1330 amino acids)
Biological process (GO): regulation of cell shape
Cellular component (GO): membrane
Source: RefSeq, a predicted model, not a curated record
GCGCCCGGCUUCGGCAGAGGCCAGCAGCGCCGGUGAGCCCCGCAGCAGCACGCCCGGCCUCCCAGAGCCCGGAGAUGGAGAUGGCAGAGGCGGAAUUGCACAAGGAGAGGCUGCAAGCCAUAGCAGAAAAAAGAAAGAGGCAGACGGAAAUAGAAGGCAAGCGACAAGAGCUUGACGAGCAGAUACUUCUGCUGCAGCAUUCCAAGUCCAAAGUGCUUCGGGAAAAAUGGCUGCUGCAGGGGAUCCCCGCAGGAACUGCCGAAGAGGAGGAAGCCAGGCGGCGGCAGUCUGAGGAGGAUGAGUUCAGAGUCAAACAACUUGAAGAUAACGUUCAGAGGCUGGAGCAGGAAAUACAAGCACUAGAAAGUGAAGAGUCCCAGAUAUCUGCCAAGGAGCAAAUCAUCCUAGAGAAACUGAAGGAGACAGAGAAAUCCUUCAAGGACUUUCAAAAGAGCUUGUCCAGUACGGAUGGAGAUGCAGUAAAUUACAUUUCCUCCCAGCUCCCCGACCUGCCAAUCCUCUCUUCACGAACGGCAGAACCGUCACCUGGGCAGGACGGGACCAGCCGAGCUGCUGCUGUGUACGCCAUGGAAAUUAAUGUGGAGAAAGACAAACAAACAGGAGAGACCAAGAUUCUCUCUACAUCCACCAUUGGCCCAGAGGGGGUCCAUCAGAGAGGAGUCAAAGUCUUUGAUGAUGGUACCAAAGUAGUGUAUGAGGUGCACUCAGGAGGCACCAUAGUAGAAAACGGAGUGCACAAAUUAAGCUCAAAGGAUGUAGAAGAGCUUAUUCAGAAGGCUGGACAAUCAAGCUUAAGAGGAGGGCACGUGUCAGAAAGGACUGGGAUUGCAGAUGGGAGCCUCAGCCACCCUAAGGAACACAUGCUCUGCAAAGAAGCCAAAUUAGAAAUGGUCCAUAAGUCUAGGAAGGAUCACUCUUCCGGGAAUCCCGGGCAGCGGGCUCCAGCCCCCAGCACUGAAGGGCCGGAGGCAAACUUGGAUCAGCCAGUCACCAUGAUUUUCAUGGGCUACCAGAAUAUCGAGGAUGAAGAGGAGACUAAAAAGGUGCUAGGCUGUGAUGAAACCAUCAAGGCUGAGUUGGUCCUCAUUGACGAAGACGAUGAGAAGUCGUUGAGGGAGAAGACCGUGACAGACGUGUCCACCAUUGAUGGGAACGCAGCCGAGCUGGUGUCCGGGCGGCCCGUCUCAGACACCACAGAGCCCUCAUCCCCAGAAGGGAAAGAAGAGAGCCUGGCCACGGAGCCAGCCCCAGGAGUCGGGUGGGAGAGUGUGCUGCUAACAAGAAAUGAGGUAGCAUCGGAAGCCACAGAAACACCCAGCGCAGACAUGACUAUCAAGAAGCCUCCCCAGCUUGCGGAGGAUGAUACCCGGCUGAAAACCGAGAGAGGCCACUGCAGUGUGGACCCCCGGGAGCCCGCCACCAGCUCUCUUCCCCCAGAUCACAAAAACAUGGAAAUUGAGGUCUCUGUUGCAGAAUGUAAAAGUGUUCCUGGGAUCAGCCCUACUCCACAUUCCCUGGACCACUCCUCUCCUCUCUACUCGGCCCCCCACAAUGGCCUCCUCACUGAUCAUCAUGAAUCUCUGGAUAACGAUGUGGCCAGAGAGAUCCGAUAUCUAGACGAGGUGCUGGAGGCCAACUGCUGUGAUUCUGCUGUGGAGGGAACUUACAACGGCACGUCGUCCCCAGAGCCGGGAGCGGCCAUCCUGGUGGGCAGCGGAAGCCCCCCAGCCCACACCCCCGCCCAGCAGGAGCCCGCCGAGAGGGCGGCCGGCAGGCAGUUGCCUCCGCACAUCGAGCUCCAUCAGAGCGACUCCGGCACCAUGGCAGAGGGUGGAAGAGCCAACGGCCACCCCGCUAACCAGCCCAGAGACCUGCUGGGGGACAGCCCGCAGGUACCCGUGAGCCCCAGCUCCUCCACCAGCUCGCGGUGCUCCUCCCGAGACGGGGAGUUCACGCUCACCACGCUGAAGAAGGAAGCCAAGUUCGAGCUGCGUGCCUUCCACGAGGACAAGAAGCCCUCCAAGCUCUUUGAGGACGACGAGCGCGAGAAAGAACAGUUCUGCGUCAGGAAAGUGAGGCCUUCGGAAGAGAUGCUGGAGCUGGAGAAGGAGAGGAGGGAGCUCAUCCGGAGUCAGGCCGUGAAAAAGAACCCUGGCAUCGCCGCAAAGUGGUGGAACCCUCCGCAGGAAAAGACCAUCGAGGAGCAGCUGGACGAGGAACAUCUGGAGUCGCACAAAAAGUACAUGGAGCGCAAGGAGAGGAGGGCGCAGCAGGAGCAGUUACUAAUGCAACAGCAGCAAGAGCAGCGGCGGCCGCAGCCCCCGCCGCAGCUCUGCGCCGCCCCCGCAUCCUCGGAAACCACAAAGGAGGACAUCGUCACCGAGCAGAUAGAUUUCUCUGUGGCUCGCAAGCAGUUCCAGCAGAUGGAGAGCUCCAGGCCAACAGUGGCCAAGGGCCAGAGCACACCCAGGCUCUUCUCUAUCAAACCCUUCUACCGGCCUCUGGGGUCAGUCAGCUCGGACAAGACCCUGACCAUCUCGAGGCCAGCUUCCGUCCGGGGACCUCCCGAAGACUCAGCGGCAGCCAAGGGGCAGAAAGCCCACUGUGCCCUGGAGAGCCAGCCUUCCGGAGGAGGAGGCCAGGCCAGCACAGCUCCUCAGGGGAAGGAAGGGCCGUACAGCGAGCCCUCCAAACGCGGGCCCUUAGCCAAACUGUGGGCAGAGGACGGAGAGUUUACGAGCGCCCGGGCCGUCCUCACCGUGGUCAAGGAUGACGACCCUGGGAUUUUGGAUCAAUUUUCAAGGUCAGUCAACGUCUCUUUGACCCAAGAGGAGCUUGACUCUGGUUUGGAUGAGUUGUCGGUGAGGUCCCAGGACACCACCGUCCUGGAGACGCUGUCCAAUGACUUCAGCAUGGACAACAUCAGUGACAGUGGGGCCUCCAAUGAGACAACCAACGCCCUCCAGGAAAACUCGCUGGCUGAUUUUUCUCUGCCCCAGACUCCUCAAACCGACAAUCCGACUGAGGGCCGAGGAGAGGGGGUCUCCAAGUCGUUUAGUGAUCAUGGUUUCUAUUCCCCUUCGUCAACACUGGGAGACUCGCCCUCAGUCGAUGAUCCCUUGGAAUAUCAGGCCGGUCUCCUGGUGCAGAAUGCCAUUCAACAAGCCAUUGCCGAGCAAGUGGAUAGAGCUGUGUCUGGAACCAACAAGGGAGGAACAGAACAGCCAGCACCUGAAGCAACUCUUGAGGAAGCUGCUACGGGAGGCCCCAGCUCAGAGAAGCCUCAGAGCGUGUUCGAACCACCUCAGGUGUCCUCUCCUGUCCAAGAAAAAAGGGAUGUAUUGCCAAAGAUUCUGCCUGCUGAAGACAGGGCACUCAGGGAAAGGGGGCCUUCCCAGCCUCUGCCUGCCGUGCAGCCCAGUGGCCCAAUAAACAUGGAGGAGACCAGACCGGAAGGGAGCUACUUCAGCAAGUACUCGGAGGCAGCUGAGUUAAGAAGCACAGCCUCGCUUCUGGCCACUCAAGAGUCUGAUGUGAUGGUUGGACCCUUCAAGCUGAGGUCCAGGAAGCAGCGGACUUUGUCCAUGAUCGAAGAAGAGAUCCGAGCAGCCCAGGAGAGGGAAGAGGAGCUGAAGAGGCAGAGACAAGUCUUGCAGAGUACCCAGAGCCCCAGGGCCAAGAAGGCCCUAUCACUGCCCUCCCGAACAUCAUGCUACAAAACCGCCCCAGGGAAAAUAGAGAAAGUCAAACCUCCUCCAUCCCCCACACCUGAAGGUCCCAGCUUGCAGCCUGACUUAGCUCCCGAAGAGGCUGCCGGAUCGCAGAGGCCCAAGAACCUGAUGCAGACCCUCAUGGAAGACUAUGAGACACACAAAUCUAAAAGGCGCGAGAGGAUGGAUGAUAGUAGUUACACCUCUAAGUUACUGUCUUGCAAGGUGACUUCCGAGGUCCUUGAGGCCACACGGGUUAAUCGAAGGAAGAGCGCCCUGGCCUUGCGCUGGGAGGCGGGGAUCUAUGCCAACCAAGAGGAAGAGGACAAUGAAUAAUCAACUUUCUUCCACCCAGGAAGCUUCUUUGGUGCUUGGGUUACCAAGAAACCAAGAAAUCAACACAUCAAAGCAUUUUAAUAGGAUAUUUAUUAAAGUGCAAACAAACUCAGCAAUCCUUAUGUAGACCAGAAGCCGUGAUGUACAAUGAUUCAAAAUAAAGUGAAAAAGAAGUCCACCCAUCAAACUCGAGAUCUCAAGAGUCAAAAGAGAAAGGUUUGUGACUCAAAGGAUCACCUGGAUUGGGUCCAAUCCGCAAUUGAUCCGAAAGGACAAAGAAGUUACAAGCAAAUCAACACGGUUGCUACAGGCAGAACGGAGACCAGCCUAGCUGGGUGAUGGGGAAGAACAGCGGUGGGGCGGCCACUGGGAGAGCCGCAGAGCUGGUGCCGGCCGCCCGCACGGGCUGUUUCCCUGCGCCCGCACUGGCUUCCCGCCCUCCACGGCAUCAGCGGUGCUGGGCUGACUCCGUUUGCUCCAGCAGCCGUAAAACUAAUAAUGUUUCUCUCUCUGCCCAGAAGAGGCAGUCAUGAUUCCACGUCUCUUCCAUCUCACUGUUUUUAAUUGGGAAUAAUUCACCAUCACCACCUAUAUUUUGAAGACAAUUAUUUCUUCCUGUUGGAAACACCAUCAGCUCUCCAUGAGGAGGUUGAGGAAGGGGGGAGAAAGCCAAACCAAAUGGAUUCUUUUAGCUUUAGGAUCUUGUCUGCUUCUGAGAUGGACUGAUCUGCCGUUUAUGAGAACACAUUUUCACAAUUCUGUUUCUUCAUAUGAAAACUGUAUUUAGCGGGCAACAAGUAUUUUUUAUGCUGGGAUGGGGGAAUAUAUCCAUGUAUAAAACCUGUACACAUUGAACAGCUUGGUUCAAGAGGGCAGGGGUAUUUUUAGAGUGGCAAUAAUUGCAAAAAAGGGCAAACUCUACCUACACGAGGUAGAUGACAAGAAAUAAAAAGGUGUUUAUAACUAUAUUUUAUAUAUAAAGUGGACCCUUGAGGGAGGAGGAAGAAUGAUAGCUUAUUUUGGAUCAAUCAGAAAGGAAACAGUUAAAGAAAGGUCAUGAAAGGUAGAGAGAGAAGCCAGAAGAGAGAAAAGAGGGGGGAAAAUAAAUAAAGGAAGGAAGAGAUAUUAUUUUUGCUGAGUAACCAGUGUUUUUCAGGAUGAUACAGAGAAAAAUAUAGAAUAGAAACUUAAGUGCAGGCUUAGGAUCAGCUACAGCCCUAAAGAUGGUGUGUGUGUGUACGUGUGAGUGCACACAAGCCUUUGCGUGUUUGUGUAAAGCAUGUGUGCGCUCACGAGUAAGAGUGUGUGUGUGAGGAUUAAAAUUCCAGAAUGAUCAUGGGACAGGGGUGUUCACUGAUUUCCUCCAAAGCUGUUUGCCAGCGUCAGGAAUGAGUGAGAAUUUCUUUUUUAUGAAAAGGACAUAGAGGCUCCAAGCUGAUGCAGCGUUUGUGAUAUUAAAUUGACCUAACAUGGUGUUUGCAUGAGUCACAGUGGCAAAGUUUUGAGCAGUUUUGUAAUUUGACAUUCAGGAAAGGAUCAUAUUUAUUCUCCUGCUUUGUAUUCGUGCUUAGGACAUGUAAGCAAGGAUGCCAGCUUCACUCUUUCUGUCAUUUGAAGCAAUAUGAUAAGGGCAUUCCGUAAUUGAAUGCUCUCUCAAUUUCUGGAUGAGAAAUUUUCAAUUCUGACUGUGAGAAAAAAAAAAACUGACCAGCCUUCUUUUUUUCCCUCCCUGACUUUGUUUUAAAACUAUGAUUUUUUUUUAAAAAAGCAAUAAGUAAGUCAGACCUCACUAAAAUUCAUUUUUGUUUUUGUAUUACAUCACAAGCACUAAUAUGUUAUUCUGACGAGUAGCAAUUACACAAGAUUUGUAUGUAGGUAUCAUGCACAUUAUCUUUGCUUUUUUUUUUUUAACUGGCCUAGUGUCAACUUUAGGGGAAAGUUUAUUCACAAACAAGUGGUGGGCACAAAGUCAAAACAGAGCUGUCUGGUAACUUACAAGGAUCCUUUAAAACUGCCAAGGGAACCUGCAAUUUGAAGCCAGAUUCUACAGAUGGGUAACUGGCACCAUCUUUGUAUGGCUCAUUCUCCUGCAUGUUCGGAAUGAAUAGUCAACAAAAUGUGCUGGCCCCUGAGGGUACAAAACCGAUAAGAUCCCUGCUGUUAGGAAUUCAUUCUCAAGUGGGGGGCUGGCAUGGAGACAAACAUCCCCAGGAAAAUGAGAUCUGUGUUAGAGCAGGCGUCCUGAUGGGUGAAAUGGGGGUACCGGGAAGGGACGCUUUGCCUGUGGAUUUCGAGCGUUCCCAAGGCAGGCACAGGAGUGAAGACAGAUGGGGUGGCAGCUUCAUGUCGUCCAGGGGCACAGGGGCAGCCAGGAUGCCUGGAGAGCAGAAUGGUCCUGUGGGUCGCACAAAAAAUGAAACAGGCUUCACGGCUUCUGGAGUAACCCUGGAUCUGGUAGGGACCGUAGACAUGAUACAGACAAUCUCCCCAUAAGUUUUGGUUCUGUUUCAAAGGAAACUGUAUACCCAUUUGAGAAGAGCAUGAGCAGAUGGAAAAAAAAAAAAGCCCAUACAAUUCAUGGGAU